UUCAAGGGACACCACCCGAAAAGAAAGUCACCGGGAGAGGCACGAGAUGGAAAAGUCUGAAGACAAAAAUGACAUGGAGGAACUCAGAAAAAAGUGGGACCCUUUCCUCCUUAAGCCAGUCAUCGACGAGGAAGAGAAACCCACAAAGUUCCUCCACUUCUUGAACUACUUGGUGUCCACGGUGGUCGGGCUGCUGGUUUUCGUCUUUGGCUUCUUUAGUAAGGCUUCGCUCCUGCUCAUGAUCACAGUGACCGGCAGCAACUCCAGCACGGUGCUCAACAAGCCCUUCUGCAGGCUCAUCCUCGGCUGCAUGCUGGUUGUCCCCAACGUCCUGACAUUUAUGAAGAGUCUGUGGAAAGCCAUCUUCAAAACCUCGGAGAUGCCCUCCAGGCCUGCCAUCGCUUUCGUGUGCCUGGUCGACGUGCUUGUCGCCGGUGGGACGGCAGUUCUCAUCGUGAUCACCAUGCCUCACUUCGACAUCCUUAACAACACGAUGAUACUGAGUGGCGUCUGCAUUCUGCCCGCGGCUUUCCAAGUGGCCCAUCAGUGUCUGCCCUUCGGCUUUAAGCUGUGGACCUUCAUAGCCUCCCUGCUGUCCGUGUUCCUCGUACUCGUCGGGUACAUCUUUUUCUUUAUACAUUCCAUAAACAGCCCAAGUCCUGGCAUUAUGGUGUACACGGGCAUUGCCAUCGCCUGCACUUUACUGGUUUCCCUGAACUGGUGGGAGAAUUUCACCGCAAUGCUGCCCAGCAAACACCUGAAAAGCAUUCAUGGAAGCCUCCAGAAGUCCAGAAACAUGACAUACCUGCUGUCGAGCUGCGUGCGCAUCGUAGUGACUGGCGCCGUGGUGGGUGGCUACACCUAUGCCACAGAGGACGGUCGGUUCUUCACCGUGCCUUACAGACUGGACAUCACCAUCAGCCUGUUCAUCAUUCAGGUGGCCUCCUCGGCGUUCUGCCGGUGGUUUUCGGUGAUCGCCUCCAAAAUGCACUUCUUCAGGCGCUGCUUUGCCUUCCCCAUGGUCCUCAUGAGCCCGGCGGUCUUGGCCUUCUUCAUCAUGAUCUUCAGUGACCGCUACAAUCACUUCCAGCAGGACAUUGGCUGCCCCAACUGCUCCCUCAGCCUGUACUGCCAGCAGUCAUCGUCUUACAUUGGGCACGGCGUGAAGCAAGCGGGCGAGCUCUUCAGGGACAUCAGCAACAAUUUGUGCAGUAAAACAGGCAUGGCAGACCAGCAGCAGGUACCCCUGGUCCUUAUUGGAGUGUCGUCUUUGAGCUUCUGGGCAGGACUGGUACUCUCCACCGUAUACGUCUGGUUUACCAAGUUACAGAGGAUCGAGAGGACGUCAAAGCUGUUUGUGAGACGUCUGUACGAGGCGGCGUUCAUCGACCAGUCCAUGCUGCUGAACGUGCGGCUUUGCCAGACACAAUCGGAGGAGACCUCAUCUACCAGUGAAAGCAGGGAACACGUCACGAUCUACCUGUGUGCGACGAUGUGGCACGAGACCUUCGAUGAAAUGCUGAAGAUUCUGACCUCUUUGUUCAGGCUUGACAAAUAUCAGCCAAAGCAACAGUCGAGGCGCAACAAGAUGAGUUUCGAGGCCCACAUUGUCUUUGAUGACGCCUUUGAAGGAAAGCAGCGGAAACUGAACAGAUACGCAGUCAACCUGGUGGAAGUCAUUCAAGAAGUGUACCGAAUUUUUAUGGAGGAGGAGAGCUCCAUCUUCAGUCAAGACUACAAAAUGCCACGCCAGAAGAUGGUGAGGACGCCUUACGGGGGUCGCCUGUGCUACUCGCUGCCCAAGGGUAACGACCUCUACGUCCACUUUAAGGACACCAGCAAGAUCCGGCAGAAGAAGCGCUGGUCACAGAUCAUGUACAUGUAUUACCUCCUCGGGUGGAAGCUCACCAAAAAGUAUUUUGACAACAUAGAAAAUGGCGACUUGAAAACCUUGGAGGAGCGACUCCUGGUAAGUGUUUCUCUCCCUCGUACUCUUUCAUGCCACCUUCCCGCCACCACACCUUUACACCUCCCAUGUGUUUUCCAACAGAAAGAAAAACACAACACGUAUGUCCUGGCCUUGGAUGGGGACACGGACUUCCAGCCGUCUGCCCUGAUGCUGUUGGUCGAUCGUCUUCGGAUGUACCCACAAGUGGGUGCCGCCUGUGGACGGAUUCACCCGACAGGGAUAGGACCCAUGGUGUGGUACCAGAAGUUUGAGUACGCAGUCGGCCACUGGCUUCAGAAGACGGCCGAACACGUCUUUGGAUGUGUGCUCUGCAGUCCCGGCUGCUUCAGUUUGUUCAGAGGGUCGGCGCUUAUGGACGACAACGUGAUCAAGCGCUACACCACCAAGGCCACCGAGGCGGCCCACUACGUGCAGUACGAUCAGGGUGAGGACCGCUGGCUGUGCACCCUGCUGCUGCAGCAAGGCUGGCGAGUGGAGUACAACGCCGCCUCAGACGCCUACACCAACUCCCCCCAGGAGUUUAAAGAGUUCUACAACCAGAGACGCCGCUGGGGGCCUUCGACGCUGGCCAACACCCUGGACAUUCUGAACAUGGGCAGGCAAAUCGCCAGGAGGAACCCGUCCAUAUCGAGGCCAUACAUCGUCUAUCAGAUCAUUUUAAUGGCUUCGUCCAUCCUGUCACCAGCCUCCAUUUGCCUGAUGAUCGCAGGCGCUUUUCGAUACGUGUUUGAAGUGGAGCCAAAUGGAUCACUUUGCUUGGCUGUUCUCCCGGCUGUGCUGUAUAUUGUCGUCUGCUACACCACGAAAGCAGAAAUCCAAAUAAUGGUGGCCGCCGUCCUCAGCGUCCUCUAUACAUUUCUAAUGUUGGCCACAAUUAUCUCUAUCGUCGGAGACAUUAUAAGUGAGCAGACCUUUUUCACUCCCACUGGCAUCUUUUUAUUUUCCAUGACCAUGAUGUACACAGUGACGGCCAUGCUGCAUCCGCAGGAGUUUUACAUUCUAAUUUACGGCCUCCUCUACUUAAUCACCGUCCCGAGUGCUUAUCUGCUCUUGAACAUAUACGCCAUGGUGAACAUGAACAACGUCUCAUGGGGGACCAGAGAAAAACAAACUCCCGACAUAAGCAAACCAAGCAGCACCUCCAGCAAGAGAGACCAGGACACCAACAUGUGGGGCUUUUCCUGCUGUAGCUUUGGGUUUCAUGUCAGCAGGAAUUCAAAGGUGUCAGACACUUCGGAGACUCAGCAGCUGAUUGAAGUUAAAAGUGCUGAGCCAGCAGAAGACCUCAUGGAAAUGACAGACGACGAAGAAUGUUGGAUGCAUCAGCUUCAGGAUUGCUCAGAUCAAGUUGAAUUUGAUGAGGUGUUCCUUGACCAGGAUGAGACGCUCUUCUGGAAGGGCCUUAUAAAGCAGUACCUGUUACCAGUGAUGGAGGACGAGAAGACGAAGCAGGACAUCAUGAAGGACCUGAGAUCCCUCAGAAAUAAGGCAAAUCUUGCUUAUUUCCUCAUCAACUCUCUCUGGAUCGUGGCCAUGUUCUUCCUACAGAUAGUUGGAAAUGCAGUUAGCAUACAAAUUCCAAAAGUUUACUUUAACGGAAGCCUGGCUGCAGACACCAUCCCUGUGGACCCUGUUGGACUUGUCCUCCUCCUGUCUUUUGCUGGACUCCUGGUUACCCAGUUUAUUGCAAUGGUCUACCACAGGCUGUACACAUUUAUUCACCUCAUAGCGUUUAUUGGAACCGAAUCGUCCGGCCCUAAAGAAGAACACAAAUUGUCGAAAAUCAACUUUUAUGACCCCGACAAGCUUGACUUUUAGAGACCCCAAUGCCAGGACCCCCAGUCUGUCGCUCCUCACACCUGCAGGUCUCCGAUUCUCUGCUCACGCCUGACAGCAGCAACCCAUGAAAACUCAAGAGAUGAUCUGAAAGGAUUUAAAAUGACUAAAAACUUUAUGAACGUUGUAUUAAAUUAACCCAAAAAUGACCUCCCAAAACAUAAGAAGAAAAAUGAAUUGAAAGACGAGAGAAUCCUGAAGAGGAAAUGCGUGCCAAAGUCACAAAGGCAGCACAUCACGUGAAGGACGUGUGGCCGGCCAGUCAUGGGGCCAGGGAGUCAUCACUUGGUGGGACGCAGCAGACAGCCAGAGAGCAAAAGACGAUGAAGAAGAAGAAGAAGAAUCAGCGCCUCCUUGAGUUUCUGGUGUGUGACGGUUGAGUUUUUACUGUAUAUAUGGAGGCACAUUUGUAGAUAUUUGUGUAUUAACUACUCUAUUUAUUAAAGAGUCUCUGAAGUUGACCCCAUGUCACCCUCUCAUGUGGGCUUUGGGCUCGACUGAUGGAUUAUCAUGGAGACAAAAUAAAACGUGAGAGCGUGAAGGCCGCGCCACUCGCCUGCCAGUCUG
Molecule: messenger RNA, 4372 nt
Organism: Polypterus senegalus (gray bichir)
Lineage: Eukaryota; Metazoa; Chordata; Cladistia; Polypteriformes; Polypteridae
Product: chitin synthase chs-2-like
Exons: 18
Coding region: 47-3787 (1246 amino acids)
Cellular component (GO): cell periphery; cell septum
Molecular function (GO): chitin synthase activity
Source: RefSeq, a predicted model, not a curated record